This is a messenger RNA of Sphaerulina musiva SO2202, 670 nucleotides long. RefSeq lists its product as uncharacterized. The transcript has a single exon. NCBI's taxonomy places the organism in Eukaryota, Fungi, Ascomycota, Dothideomycetes, Mycosphaerellales, Mycosphaerellaceae. The record is from RefSeq and is a predicted model, not a curated record. The coding region runs from base 27 to 371 and encodes 114 amino acids.
CUUUCGUCGAACGCUUGACAGCCGGCAUGAAAUCCAUGUCAUCUUUGCCGGAGCUCCUGCUUAGUGAAGAACAGGAAAUGUGCAUACAGGCCAUGCGAUCCGAGGUCGAGCAAUACAUAUACGGUGGGCGAUUCGGCCGACGUCAGGAAACGUUGCAGAAGCUGGACACAGACGAUAUGGAACCUGACGAACCUGCAGACGACGAGUUUGGCGAGGAGGCCGACAAGGCCUCCGAGCACGGCGAUUUGAGUGAAGCUCAAGAGGCGUCCUUGGGCAUUCCUUGUCUCAGUAGUGAGGGAAAGGGAUGCCGACUGGACAUGCAUGAUCCGGAGUCUGGUCUGGCGAUGACUCCAGAGGAGGUCAACGAAUAAAUCGCUCUGCUGGGAACAUGUGCUACGAAGGGACCCAAAGUCUCUGAAUCAGGCGAGCGAACGAAAGUCGAGAAAGAGCGUAGGCGUGUGUGUUGGGAAAGCGAGACUCUAGACACGAUGUCACAUGGUGUGACAGAGCCUCCAAUGGAUUGAUACGAACUGGAAAGAUGCGUAUUGCAAUCAGGGGCGAGCAUGCUGUCUCUCUAUCAUGACUCAGAUGAGAGUUUGGGAGCGUACGUCGAGCAAUUGUACAGACUGGACUGAAGUGAAGUUGCUUGAAGGCGGCGUAGACGUUGAGA